AAUUUAUAGGAAAGAAAUAUAAAAAUCAGUGAUUCAUGAUCAUAGUAAUCAUUAUGUUAUGACAGUGCGCACAUGGAGCUAUCAUGGCAACUUACUUGUUGCAUGGUCUUGGAGGUGGAGUCACAAGUGUCAGCAGCAGUGAAGGAUGGGCAAGCCAACCAACACUUGAUUUCCCCGGAGGAAAUAAUCCUACAAAAGGAACUAAUGGAGUAGAUGUUGGACCAGGAGAAUACCUCUCUUUCUCAACCUUCUUCGAUAAUUCAGGGGCUGAUUACAUCUCUGCUGCCAUCUGGAUCUACAAAGAUAAUAAAAGAAUGGAGGAGUUUGUUCAAAUAGGCCACAGCUUCACUGCAGCAGGGUAUGCAACAGGAACUGGAGCAAUUACUGUUAAAGGAAUGGGAUCAGGAACUAGCACAACUCAACUAAAUGUGAAUGGGAGCGAUGUUAGCGGAACUAGCAUUGGUAUUCAGCAAAAUGAAUGGACUCUGAUUGGCUUCGGAUGGGGAAAGAAUGAAAGCUACAUCAAGCUGAUUAGAGAUGGAGGGGGAGGUGUGUUCAAUAAUAUCUCUACUCCUAUCAGCAGUUGGAGUGGUAGUAGCACGGAUUAUUUUGUGGGAAACAAAAAUAACAACUGCCAAUCAGGCUGUAGCUAUACAAUUCAUAGCAUCAGGAUCUACUCAGAUGAACUUCCAGGAGUAGCUCAGGACUUGUAUAAUGCUCCUUACAAUGAAUGGUCAUGGCAAACCACUUGAGGAAGCGGAACCAGGGAAGGAGCUGAAGUAUGAGAUGAUGGUAACUACAACUCAGGCGACGGAUGAGCUUUAGGAUGCACACUUGAGACAGGUUAUUCAUGAACUGGAGGAACUGCAUCGACUAUAGAUACAUGAAGCUUAACCUGCCAGUCAACUUCCAGUCCAGCAGAUCAGACCGUAGACUGCUAUGACAGCAAUACUGUUGCUGGAGACGGCUGCAGUUCAGUUUGUAAAGUUGAAAGUGGCUACACUUGUUCUUGGAACACUGGAACAAGUGAGAGUGAUUGCACCGAUGAUUGUGGAGAUGGGAAGAUAAUUACUACUAUGCCAGCCACUUAUUGAGAUGACGGUAAUACAAGCAACAACGAUGGCUGAAGCAGCACCUGAGCUAUAGAGAGUGGAUGGAUUUGAUCUGGAGGGACUACUUCUACUGCUGACACUUGUUCAGACGACUGUGGAGAUGGUAAAGUAAUGGAUGUCCAAACAGGCUAUUGAGAUGACAAUAACAAUAUUGACGGAGAUGGAUGUAAUUCUACAUGUGCAGUGGAGACAUACUGGACAUGAACAUCUGGUAGCUCUACUACUGCUAGUUCUUGAUCUGAUAUUUGAGGGGAUGGAAGAAGUAUGGAUCCAGUCUUAGGCUACUGAGAUGAUGGAAACACCAGUAGUAGUGAUGGAUGUAGUUCAGCCUGUGCUGUGGAAACAGGAUGGACUUGAACUCUCGGUGACUCUUCAACAACAAGUGUUUGUUCUGAUGAUUGAGGAGAUGGAAAAGUGAUGGCAACUUCUGCUACAUACUGAGAUGAUGGAGAUAAUACUUCAGGGGAUGGUUGAAGUAGCACAUGCCAAGUAGAAUCAGGAUGGACAUGAACAUCUGGAGAUGCAACCACUGCUAGUGUUUGAACAGAUACAUGAGGCGAUGGUAUUGUAAUUACUGCUCAAGCAGCUACUUAUUGUGACGAUGGAAAUACCAACAGUGGGGAUGGCUGAAGCGCAACUUGACAAGUCGAAGCUAACGUCAGUUGUACAUCCGGAGAUACAUCAAAUGCAAGCGUGUGUACAGAUACUUGUGGAGAUGGCUAUGUCAGUAUAAACACACUUUCUCCUACUUACUGUGAUGAUGGUAAUAACAUUAAUGGAGAUGGAUGCUCUAGUACAUGAGCUGUAGAGUCUGGUUACACUUGUCAAGGAGGAAGCUCAACCACCAGCUCUACAUGAACAAGUUGAUCAGUAAAUAAUUGAGCUGCUUGAGUAACAGGCGACCAAAGUGCAUGACAGACUUGCAAUAGUGGAUAUACUCUUGAUAAUGGUCAAUGCUCCUUGGAAUCUUCUACAACAUCUUCCACAACAACGUCCUCAUCAGAGGGAGUAUCCUCUUCAGAAUCUACUGCCUCUCAGUCUGCAAUGGGAGCAGCUGCAGCUGCUACAGUGAUAAUCUCAGUGCUAAACAUGUCAUCUCCCACUGUCUUAUGGGCGAUGGCCAAUCAAUUGCAACUUUUACUGCUUCUCGUUCUGACAAAUUCCUCAAUGCCUUCCAAAAUAGUAGAAUUUUUGACUGCGAACAGAUUUGCUUCUUUCUCAUUAGACUUUUUAUCUCUAGAUAAGCUACCAGGGCUGACACUGGUGAAAGGCUCGUUUAUCAAGAAACAAGAUGACAGCAAUUUGUCUGAGAUUGGCAUUGAAUCAGGGAGCACAUUCUACAAUAAUUUCACCCUGAUUUUCUUGAUUUUCUUCGUGUUAUUGCCCGCCCAUAUCUGAUCAAUGCUGAUCCCAAGAUGUAAGAAGAUGCCAUACUCUGAAUCAAAGUGCAAAUCCAAAAUUGGAAGAUUAAUCAACAAAGGAAAAGACAUACUUUUUGAGCUAUUCAAUUUGACGAUUUAUUUGAGACUUUUCCUUGAAGCCUACCAAUUCAUAAUGCUGGGAUCUGUGUCUGAGAUAUUCAGACUAGAGUACACAGAAUACGUAUCUUUCCUGAUUUCAUGAGUUGCCUUGAUCUUCUGAGCUUUCUUGCUCUAUGUAUCCUACCAUGUCUAUGCUACCACAAUGAAGUUCUACGAUGAAGAACAGUUUUACUACUUUAAAGAGCUUGCUAGAGGACUGAAGGAUUCCAAAGAAGCCAGGAUUUACACCUUCUUCCUCCUCCUAAGGCGCUUUGUGCUCGUGAUUUGGCUCAUCAGCGUGAAAGAUGCAAAUAAAUACUUUGCCAUUGUGUUUCUGUCUGUAUUUCAGUUGUUCUAUUUCGCGAGAAUAGUGUACUCGAGACCUCAGGCGGGAAAAUGUGAGAACAUAGUUGAGAUCACAAAUGAAGUGUUCUUCACUGUUCUAGCUUGCCUGUUAUUGCACCUGAACACUACAGAUGUUUGGGAAGGCACAAGCACUUCUGUUUAUUUGUACAUUUUAAUUUCUAACAAUGUAGUAAUUGCAAUGAUAAUGCUGUCGAAUCUUAUCUACGAUCUCUCUUGGAAACUUAAGAGAAGAUGCUCUAAGACAAUCAAGACUCAAGCGAAGCCUAAGGCUCCUGAAGUAGUGAAGAAGUUUGAAGAGCCUCACAAUCAGAUAAAGAAGACCAAGAUUAUAGACUUUCAUGACUUCUCAAAAGUUACUUCAAAUUCAAUGAUAAAGACUGAGUCUGCCAAUUGGAACGCUGGAUCUAACAUUCAAGUGUACAAAUUGCCUCAGAAUCACAAGGAAAUCCUAAAAAGCUCAAAGCGUUCAAACCAAGACCACGGAAUGGAGCAAUUCUAAUCUUGCUCAAAUAUC
Moneuplotes crassus is the source of this 3512-nucleotide messenger RNA. The record is from the annotation of a GenBank genome assembly. Lineage: Eukaryota; Ciliophora; Spirotrichea; Euplotida; Euplotidae.